Anoplopoma fimbria (sablefish) is the source of this 3306-nucleotide messenger RNA. RefSeq names its product neurexophilin and PC-esterase domain family, member 3 (gene nxpe3). NCBI's taxonomy places the organism in Eukaryota, Metazoa, Chordata, Actinopteri, Perciformes, Anoplopomatidae. The record is from RefSeq and is a predicted model, not a curated record. Bases 114 to 1934 code for a protein of 606 amino acids. The transcript has 6 exons.
ACUGAGUCUGUCCCACCGUCUCUCACUCACCGCCCGGCCCGCCGCUGCAGCUGUCUCCGGUCCUCCGGCCGUCUUACGGUCCGACUCCGAGAUCAUGCCUAUCCGUCGACAUAAUGAAGAUCACCCAACGAAAUGAUGACUUCAUUGUCGGUGUGACAAUACAGAGUGAAACAGGGCCUGAUCAUGGGAGACAGGAGGAGGUCACCAUGUGCCGAUAUCUGUCCAAAUAUGCCCUCAUCUUCCUCUUCCUAGCCCUGUCUGGCCUCAUCUUCCUACUACACAACAUCCACACUGUGGAGAACUGGAACUGCCACACUAUUUCAGCCCUCUAUCAGCUCCAGAGCAGGAUCCAGCCAUCCUUUAUCUUUAAUCUCCCCACUUUUCAUCACAACCGCACCUUCUGUGCCCAUCUGGGCCAGAAACCCUUUCCUGAAGAUGAACUGGAGGAGCGCUACCUGUUGAACUCCAUCGCCUGGCCCGGGCCUCCGCCUGGCUCUACGCCCACCGCCCUGCGCCAAACGAGUGACCCGUUGCACAGCCUGUUCGCCAUCCUUCCCACCAAGGGACUCAGGGAGUGGCAUGUGGGCGACGAGCUGGAGGCGCUCGUCCAAAUGCACGACUACCAGGGUCGUCCUAAGCACUACGGCGGGGAUUUCCUUUUGGCCAGACUGCACUCCCCGGAGCUUGGAGCAGGUGUAGCAGGUAAAGUAGUGGACCACAAGAAUGGCUUUUACUCUGCCAUGUUCCCGCUCCUCUGGGUGGGGUCUGCACAGGUCGAGAUCACGUUGGUGCACUCCAGCGAGGCUGUUGCUGUCCUGCGACGGCUGAGGGAGGAACGACCAGAUCGAGUGUUUUUCAAGAGUCUGUUCCGCCUGGGGUUCCUGUCUGAAACGACCGUGUGCAACAUGUGCCUGCCCUCCGACCAACAGCCUCUGUGUAACUACACAGACCUUUACACAGGGGAGCCCUGGUACUGCUACAAGCCUAAGAUGCUCAGCUGUGACACCAGAAUCAACCACGCCAAAGGAGGCUAUCUGAAGCACCUCAUUACCAACAAAGAAGCACUGCUCUUCCAGAGUGGUGUAAACAUUAAAGUUCACAUACACGCUUCAGGACCCGACAGAAUCAAUGUGCUACCUACCAAGAAAGAUGUAGAGGUAGAAAACAGCAGUAUAAACCCAGAACCUAGUAAGCUAGCGCCCUCUGGAUAUUUCUACGAGGACUCGUGGAGGCCAUUAAACGGCGUCGCAAUGCGCCAGUUCAAUGAAUCCUCUGCCGUCACUGAGUGUUUGAAGAACAAGGUGAUCAACAUGUACGGAGACUCGACCGUCAGGCAGUGGUUUGAGUACCUCAUUGCUUUAGUGCCAGAAUUAAAGGAGUUCAACCUGAACAGUCCUAAAAACGUUGGGCCUUUCAUGGCGGUGGACAGCACCAAUAAUAUUCUCUUGAAGUACCGCUGCCAUGGCCCGCCCAUCCGCUUCUCCACCGUCCUGUCCAGUGAGAUGCGGUACAUUUCCAACGAGCUGGACGGCCUCUCUGGGGGUCCCAACACCGUCGUGGUCCUCAGCAUUUGGGCCCAUUUCAGCACCUUCCCUGUGGAGGUGUACAUACGGCGGCUCCGCCACAUCAGGCGGUCGCUGGUGAGACUUCUGGACCGAGCGCCGGGGACGAUCGUUGUGAUCCGCUCGGGCAACCUUCAAGCCAUGGACCAAGAGGUGAGCCUGUUCAACAGCGACUGGUACUCCCUGCAGCUCGAUGAGGUGCUCAGGUCCAUGUUCAAGGGACUGAACGUGCUGCUGGUGGACGCCUGGCAAAUGAGUUUGGCACACCACCUUCCUCACGCUCUCCAUCCACCUGAAGUCCUCGUCAAGAACAUGAUCGACAUGCUUUUGUCUUAUGUUUGCUCAGAGAAGAGAAAGAGCCUUCUGUUAUAGAAGAAGAGUGACAGUAGUGGAGUUGACUGUGUGAAUCCAUUAUCUAGAUAUAAGUGUUCCCUCAAAGCUACACACCUUUAAAUACUGUCUCUUUAAGACUGAUCACUGAUAACUUGCUUGUUAUGUUUAAUUUUGAAUCCCACAAAGAUAAUUUUAUUCUGAAAGUGCCAAAGACUGGCACAGUGAUUGUUAUGUCCCAUCAGGUUUUGUUACCAAAGUGUUUUGUUUGUGUAAGCAGAAUCUUUCUUUAAAGUUGUCCAUUUUUGGAGUCUUUAUUCUUUCAAGGUUGGAGUUUGAGCUUUAUACAUAUAUUUGUUUGUUAGUUUUGCCAAAGCUGAAGACUCCGUGGGUUCUUAUUUUGACGAUUUCUCUCAGGCUGUUAAAAAUGUGUUCUUAUGCUCUGUUGCCAUGUUACAGCACACUCAUUUAUGUCAGGCAAUUUUAAAUGAAAUAAAGAUUUUCUGUAUUUCUACAUACAUUAACAACAUUGUUGUUAAAUAUCAUCUAUAUCAUCGUCUGCCUAAUUUGGUUUAUAGUUUUAAAUGUAAUUUCAGUUGUUUACAGUACACAACAUCACUGUAACUCCUUAUGACAGAAUGGUAAAAAUGGCUGCAUUUAUAGCACUUUAAUCCAAAGUGUUAUUAAAAGACAAAACCUGCAACUCUUUUGUCAACCUUAAAGUAAUUCAUUAGGGAAAAUCCUCACUCUGACUUUUUCCUGGUGACCUUUCUAACUAACAGAGAAGCCUUUCAGCCUUCAGACUCUUCAACCUUCUCACAGCUUUGGUAAAUAUCUCUUCACAUGCUGUCAGUGGUGUGUGUCGAUUCAAGGCUUGACCUUUACCUGCAUUUCUAACAUCAUCUCUUUUCUACAAGUAGCUAACUUUCUAUUUCAAUAUUAACUUUCUGUGUUCAAUUCUAAUUCUCAAUUUUUUUUUUGUACGGACACAUUAACAAGAUCGAGUACUGUAUGCUGUCACAUGUUCAUCAUAGGAAGACAGUGAAGACUGGAGUCACCAGGUCUGAGAAAAUGUGCCUAUUUCCUGUCUAAUGCUGUGUGUCCCGUAGGAUGAUCAGAGGCAGACUCUUAAGAGACUCUGUCAGAACUUAAACAAGCAGAGUUGCUUUCAUGUUUGCCAGUAUUUGUGAUUAUCAAAUGUGUGCUUUUCCAACUGUUAAUAUGAGCAGUUAAUGAUGGUAUUUUGUCAUUUGAUUAUUCACACUAGAGGUGGGAUCAAACAGUUAGAUGUUUGAAAUUGAGUCGGACGACAUAUCUAUAUAAUAUUUCUAUCACUAUAUGGGGGUAUGAUAAUUGUUAGGAUUAAUCGAAAUCAUAUGACGGUGAUGCAUGUUUUGUCAUGCCUUUUCCUGAU